AUGUUGAUCCCGAGUGUCCUGCUAUGCGAUUGGAUUACUUGGGAUACUGACGAAAUUGCGCCUCGGAGGACCAUGUCCAAUGGCAUAAAUGCCUCAUUCAUGGCUCUGGCCGGCUAUUCGGCAGCGGCACACCGUCACCGUCACCGCCAUUGCCAUUGCCAUUCACAUAUUCGCGGCAUCUUGCUUACCGAUUUCAUGGCCGAUUGGUCCUUCAUCUCCGAUCGUCCGGUCGAGUGCGCCCUGUCAUUACUCGAAUGUGGAAAGAUUGCGGUGCUACUUGUUGAAGCUCGGCUAUAUUCCGCAAACUCCAUGGGCUGGUCGAUUGCAUUGGCUGGGUUCACAGUGAAAUGGAUACAACAAUCAUUUUCCAGACUCAUGGCGCGUGAGGCGCGUGAGCACGAGUACAGGGCCGGGCUUACCCCAAUCAUGGGUCUUGGAACCUCAGUCGGUCCCUGA
Messenger RNA from Aspergillus welwitschiae, 456 nucleotides. RefSeq lists its product as uncharacterized. The coding region runs from base 1 to 456 and encodes 151 amino acids. The transcript has 3 exons. NCBI's taxonomy places the organism in Eukaryota, Fungi, Ascomycota, Eurotiomycetes, Eurotiales, Aspergillaceae. The record is from RefSeq and is a predicted model, not a curated record.